This is a messenger RNA of Perkinsus marinus ATCC 50983, 582 nucleotides long. RefSeq lists its product as hypothetical. The transcript has 4 exons. The record is from RefSeq and is a predicted model, not a curated record. Bases 1 to 582 code for a protein of 193 amino acids. Lineage: Eukaryota; Perkinsozoa; Perkinsida; Perkinsidae.
AUGGUAGCAGUGUUGGAAGAAUAUACGCUCGCUUUCCCCUCAGCUAAGCUCUGGAGUUUCCUCACUGAAUAUAGGAGCUCAUUUGCGAGUCUGGGUUCACCGGGUGGUGUAAAUGGAGGUGGUGGAACAUCUGUGCGAAGCCUCGUGAGCCAGUCGAAUGCACGUAAAUGGAGUGAGGAACUCUUUGAGGAGAAGAUGGCCAACAGACGGCAAGAGAGAGAACAAUCGACAAGUCGAAUCGUGCGAGGGGAAGAAUCAAUGAGUAGUGAUUUUGGAGGUAUGCCCCCACAGCACCCUAUACGAGGGAAUUUGACUUAUCCUAACAUCCCUCGAGAUGCUUCUGGGGAGGGCUCCUCUCCUGGAGAAUGGCAGGGCCAUUCACCGAUGCCAUCAUCAUUGCCUCCGACAGUGCCACUGGCUUCUAGGAGUCCGAUAUCGAGGAGACCUGCGAGGUCACCAGCUUCAUUUCGAAGAUCACAAACGGCAUCUAAUUUUAUGCCCAGUCCUCGCUCUCGAGUCCCUUUGCCAUCACCGCGAUCGGGUAUGCCCCUUAAAAAAGUACCGGCGCGGACUGCGAUGUAG